Molecule: messenger RNA, 930 nt
Organism: Aspergillus aculeatus ATCC 16872
Lineage: Eukaryota; Fungi; Ascomycota; Eurotiomycetes; Eurotiales; Aspergillaceae
Product: trans-2-enoyl-CoA reductase (NADPH) TSC13
Exons: 3
Coding region: 1-930 (309 amino acids)
Biological process (GO): very long-chain fatty acid biosynthetic process
Molecular function (GO): oxidoreductase activity, acting on the CH-CH group of donors
Source: RefSeq, a predicted model, not a curated record
AUGGCCAUAACAUUAGUUGUUGAGCCCCGGGGUAAACCCAUCAGAAAGCUUCCCAAGGAGCUCCAAGUAGCGCCCAAUUCCUCGACCGAGGAAAUUUACCAAGCGUUGGCCAAAGCCUCGAAGUUUUCCAUCCACCGCCUCCGCAUCACCAAGGGAAGCGACCGGACGCUCGUUCCCAACUCCAAGGACCUGACCGUCGAUGGCACCGGCCUGAAGGAAAAGAGCGUGAUCCACGUCAAGGACCUAGGCCCUCAACUAGGAUGGCGCACCGUAUACCUGAUCGAAUACCUGGGCCCGCUCAUCAUCCCCUACCUCUUCCUCUACCCGCUCCGGCCAUACAUCUACUACAAUUUCAACCAGCCGCUCGCGGAGCCCUCGAACUUCCAACGCCUGGUCUGCGCCCUCUUGACCGUCCACUUCAUCAAGCGCGAGUAUGAGACCAUCUUCAUCCACCGCUUCAGCAACGCCACGAUGCCCGCGCGCAACAUCCUCAAGAACAGCGGCCACUAUUGGCUCCUGGCCGGCGCCAACAUCGCCUACUGGGUCUUCCGCCCGGACAGCCCCGCCGUCGCCCGCGACGGGGACGCCUUCCUGUGGUACACGGGCCUGGCCCUCUUCGUCUUCGGCGAGUUGGCCAACCUGAACGCCCACUGCAUCCUGCGCGACCUGCGCCGCCCCGGCACCACCGAGCGCGGCAUCCCCACCGGCUUCGGCUUCAGCGUCGUCACCUGCCCCAACUACUUCUUUGAGAUUGUCGCCUGGGUCGGCAUCUACCUGCUCAGCGGCCUCAGCUGGAGCGUCCUCCUGUUCAUCGUCGUCGGCUCCGCCCAGAUGGCCAUCUGGGCCAAGAAGAAGGAGCGUCGCUACCGCAAUGAGUUUGGCGACAAAUACAAGCGCAAGCGCUUUGCUCUCUUCCCUGGCCUCGUUUAA